AUGUUCCUUGCUAAAGCUUUGCUGAGUGGAGGAAGCAGUAGUGGUCGUGGAGGGAGCCUUGCACGUGGCCUCGGAGGUCUCCUAACAGGAGGUGGGCAUGGAGGGAAUCUUGGAGGACUUGUUGGAGGUCUUGUCAAUCUUAUAAGUGAAGCAGCAGCUCAGUAUAAUCCAGAGCCACCUCCGCCUCCUCGCAAUCAUUUUACAAAUGUGGAAGCUUACGAGAGUGAGGAGAUCAGGCAGUUCCGUCGCCUUUUUGCCCAGCUGGCUGGAGAUGAUAUGGAAGUGUGUGCCGCAGAACUGAGGGACAUCCUUAACAAAGUGGUUUCCAGACAUCAAGACCUGAAGACAGAUGGCUUCAGCUUAGACACAUGCCGUAGCAUGGUAGCUGUCAUGGACAGCGACACAAAUGGCAAACUGGGCUUUGAAGAGUUUAAGUACCUAUGGAACAACAUCAAGAAAUGGCAAUGUGUAUACAAGCAGUACGAUACCGAUCAGUCAGGCACUGUUGGGAGAGCUCAGCUGCCAGGCGCCUUGAAAGCUGCCGGGUUCCACCUGAAUGAAGAACUCUGCCACGUAAUCGUGCGCAGAUACGCCGACAACGAUGGUAGCAUGGAUUUCAACAACUUUAUUAGCUGCUUGGUACGUCUAGACAGCAUGUUCCGGACCUUCAAGGCUCUAGACCAAGAUGGAGACGGACAAAUCAAAAUGACCAUUGAAGACUGGCUGCAGCUGACCGUGUAUUCGUGA
Messenger RNA from Apaloderma vittatum (bar-tailed trogon), 747 nucleotides. Its product is annotated as calpain small subunit 1-like. The transcript has a single exon. Gene Ontology annotation, molecular function: calcium ion binding. NCBI's taxonomy places the organism in Eukaryota, Metazoa, Chordata, Aves, Trogoniformes, Trogonidae. The record is from RefSeq and is a predicted model, not a curated record. Bases 1 to 747 code for a protein of 248 amino acids.